Messenger RNA from Penicillium daleae, 741 nucleotides. Its product is annotated as CE1 family esterase. The coding region runs from base 1 to 741 and encodes 246 amino acids. Gene Ontology annotation, molecular function: feruloyl esterase activity. The transcript has a single exon. The record is from RefSeq and is a predicted model, not a curated record. Lineage: Eukaryota; Fungi; Ascomycota; Eurotiomycetes; Eurotiales; Aspergillaceae.
AUGCACGAGGAAGAAGCACUAUCCCAAUUCUCCAACCCGGAGUUCAACCCAAAUGGUAUUGCGAUCUAUCCCAAUAGCAAGAAUGGCUAUUGGCUCUCCAAUCCCAGCGCCGAUACCUCUCGUCCGAAUGAUCUGGACUUUACCAACGAUCUCUUGACCCUUAUGGAAGAGAAGCUCUGCAUCGACACCCGCAGAGUCUACGCUGCUGGAAAGUCAAAUGGGGGAGGCUUCACCGGCGUGAUUGCUUGCAAUGCCACGGUUGGUAGCCGCUUCGCUGCCUUUGCUGCCGUGAGUGGCGCCUGGUACAACACCGACGAUAUACCCGGUGUAGGCCCCUGUGCGCCCGCGAAGCGUGAAGAAGGAUAUCCAUUCCUCGAGUUCCACGGCACCAUCGACACUACCGCUCCCAUUGACGGCAAUACCAAGGAACAUCCCAAGCUUCCCGUUAUCGAUAUUCUCGAGGGCUGGGCGGAGCGGAAUGGAUGUGGCGCGAAUGCCAAAUGGACCAAGAAUGAGACCGUUUUCCAGCAACUUCUGGUCAAUCAUGCUAGUUGGGACUGCGCUGGCCAGGCUGGUAUUGUGCAGCACUAUCGUGAGGGUGAAAACGGUCACUGCUGGCCUUCUACUGUCGGCAAUGACGAUUACGAGAGAUUGGCUUCUCAGUGUCCACUGGGCAAGUAUGUCUUCAACGCCACCGAGUAUAUUUUCGAUUUCUUCGGCCACUAUCAGCUGAAAGACUGA